AGAAUUGUUUGCUGCGCAGUAGCACCGAAGAGACGGAGACCGGCACGCGCGACGCGGCAUUUUUAGACGUAUAGGAUCUAGAAAUUUCCGUUUGAACGGGACAAUAAUCAGCGAGACACUGAAGCCUUUUAUCUCCUUUAAAGCCGACUAACUCCCAGACAUCUUUACUCUCCAGGAGGAACAAGACUCUGCAGCCAUGUCAGUCAACGUCCACAUCAACAGUCCCAAUGUGAGGUACACAGAGAGUCAUAUAGUGUCCCAGUACUCCUACCAGACCACAUCAGUCCACACCGAGGGCAACAAAGUCACUGUGACCCCCCGGACCACAGAGAUGACGUUUCGUACAGAGAGACGCGUGCCCCGCCUCGGUGUGAUGCUGGUGGGCUGGGGAGGAAACAACGGGACCACCGUCACAGCUGCUGUUCAGGCCAACAGGCUGGGACUCACCUGGAGGACCAAGACUGGGAUGAAGAAAGCGAACUACUUCGGCUCCCUGCUGCAGGCGUCCACAGUGUGUCUGGGCUCGGGGCUGGACGGGGACGUCAACCUGCCCAUGAGGGACCUCCUCCCCAUGGUGCACCCCAACGACAUCGUCUUCGACGGCUGGGACAUCUCCUCCAUGGACCUGGGCAGUGCGAUGGAGAGAGCUCAGGUGUUUGACUGGUCCUUACAGGAGCAGCUUCGGCCCUACAUGAGCCGCAUGAAGCCCCGACCCUCCAUCUAUAUCCCAGGAUUCAUUGCUGCAAACCAAGAGAGCCGCGCUGACAACGUCCUCACUGGGAGCAUGGCGGAGCAGAUGGAGCAGAUCAGAGCCGACAUCAGGGACUUCCGUCAGUCGAGCGGUGUCGAUAAAAUCAUCGUUCUGUGGACGGCCAACACCGAGAGGUUCUGUGACAUCAUCCCCGGGGUCAACGACAGCGCCAAGAACCUGCUCGCUGCCAUCCAGAGUGGAGGAGAGGUUUCCCCCUCCACCCUGUUCUCCGUGGCCAGUAUCCUGGAGGGCUGCGCCUUCAUCAACGGAUCCCCCCAGAACACGUUUGUCCCCGGCGCCGUGGAGCUGGCCGUCACCAGAGGCGUCUUCAUCGGAGGAGACGACUUCAAGUCCGGUCAGACUAAGAUCAAGUCGGUGCUGGUGGACUUCCUGGUCAGCUCAGGGAUCAAGCCGACCGCAAUCGUGAGCUACAAUCACCUGGGCAACAACGACGGGAAGAACCUGUCGGCUCCGCAGCAGUUUCGCUCCAAAGAGAUCUCCAAGAGCAACGUGGUGGACGACAUGGUCCAGUCCAACCCGGUCCUGUACCAGCCCGGAGAGAAACCAGACCACUGUGUGGUGAUUAAAUACGUCCCCUAUGUGGGAGACAGCAAGCGUGCCAUGGAUGAAUACACCUCUGAGAUCAUGAUGGGAGGAACCAACACCAUCGCGCUGCACAACACCUGUGAGGACUCUCUGCUGGCCAGUCCCAUCAUCCUGGACCUGGUGGUGCUGACGGAGCUCUGUCAGCGGGUGGCGGUGCGUCCUCAGGGGGACCAGGACUUCCAGUCCUUCCACAGCGUCCUGGCGCUGCUGUCCUUCCUCUGUAAGGCCCCCCUGGUCCCCUCAGGGACCCCCGUGGUCAACGCCUUCUUCAGCCAGAGGGCCAGCAUAGAGAACAUCAUGAGAGCGUGCCUGGGUCUUCCUCCUCAGAACCACAUGCUGCUGGAGCACAAGCUGCAGAGAGACUUCCUGCCGCCUCACACGGCAACAUACAUGAACGGCAACGUGGCAACUUUGAAAAAAGUAACAAACGGGAACCACGUUCCUCUAACGAACGGCAUCCACGCACACGGCGACGACGCAGUAUGACACUACAAUAAAACACUACAGCCCAACAUUAAUACUUCAUAAUACAGUUUAACUUGAGACAGAACCUGGUGGGAACAGAACAAAGACCCUCAUUGAGCUAUAAAACAACAGCACUGGUUGGAAACUUUGAAGAGUAAACUUGACUUUUAUGUGAGAUGCAUUUAAAAAUUGUAGGUAUUCAGCAAAUCUUGGCCUAUUAACCAA
Molecule: messenger RNA, 2047 nt
Organism: Centropristis striata (black sea bass)
Lineage: Eukaryota; Metazoa; Chordata; Actinopteri; Perciformes; Serranidae
Product: inositol-3-phosphate synthase 1-A-like
Exons: 11
Coding region: 197-1843 (548 amino acids)
Biological process (GO): phospholipid biosynthetic process; inositol biosynthetic process
Cellular component (GO): cytoplasm
Molecular function (GO): inositol-3-phosphate synthase activity
Source: RefSeq, a predicted model, not a curated record